Messenger RNA from Suillus fuscotomentosus, 672 nucleotides. RefSeq lists its product as uncharacterized. The record is from RefSeq and is a predicted model, not a curated record. The transcript has 4 exons. NCBI's taxonomy places the organism in Eukaryota, Fungi, Basidiomycota, Agaricomycetes, Boletales, Suillaceae. The coding region runs from base 1 to 672 and encodes 223 amino acids.
AUGGCUCGUCUAACUUUUCUCCAGAAGGUACUCCGAAGACCUUCCCAGAAACUACAGGCUCAAGCUGCACACCAUCAACUUCAAAAGCCCCUCAACGUCAAGAGCAGCCUCACCAGGGAUUUUUACUCGACUAAGGGCAAGUUGCUUCAUAAAUCAUGUGCAUUUAAACAGAACGGCCGGGUUGUCCUUACCGCUGCGACAGCACUGAACUUUGGAAGACAGGCUUCCGGUGUUUCUAUCGCCGCUGACGUCCAUAGCAGGAAGCUACAGGCGCCACGACAAGAAACAAUUUGGGAGUCCCACGCUUCUGCAGAUCAAUCUAUAGAUCCCUCUCAACACGACUCUGAAGAGGUGUUCUACACCUCUCCCAGUUCACCUAUAUCUUCCCCUCCAGCUCACUUCCCAUAUUCGACACCUUUUCACUUUGCUGCAUCGUCUACCGCCACUUUAGGGUUUGAUAAUCCCCAGUUCAUAUCUGUGUCAACAACAUCCUUGAUUGAAUCUUCUCUGAGUACCACAGUCACCAUGAUUCCCAUCAAGAACGAGCCGGGCUGUCAUAAACGUAUUCCCAACCACUGGCUUGAGGUUGUCGGAUUGGAGGAAUUUGACCUCGGUGACCUAAUACUUACUUCCUCAAGCUCUGCGUUCCGUUGCCGUUGCCGAUCCCGCUGA